This is a messenger RNA of Symbiodinium pilosum, 3078 nucleotides long. The record is from the annotation of a GenBank genome assembly. Lineage: Eukaryota; Dinophyceae; Suessiales; Symbiodiniaceae.
AUGGAGACGCUUGCCAUGGGCGCCCUGAACAGCAUGUACACUGUCGGAGUGGGAGUUGCAUGUGCCGCCUUCGUGACCACUGAGUUGCGGAGACGGUUUGACUUGACCAACGUCAACUUGAAAAUGCAAUCUGUGUCUAUCCUCUGCCACAGCUUGCCAGAAUCAUGUGCAUUGGGGACCACGCUUUUGGUGGCCUUGGCCAUGCGUCUCUUCUCAAACCCAGACAGGAAUGUCUCGAGCAAUCCUGCCGAGAUCCAAGUUUGGGAGCAGAUCAAGCAGGAGUGGCCUGUUCUGAUGGGUGCUGACACCCUGCUGGCUGUCCAGGCCAUGCUGAGGCUUCUCGUGUGGGCUGUGGUCGUGCUGCGAACUCGAUGUGCGGUAACAUCACCCCUGUCAGGAUCGUCUUCCAUGCUCUUCUUGUCAGCGGCCGGAGCGCGCAGCCUGCUUGCGGUGCAGACUGCAGCCUACGGCCUGGAUGGCCCUCUGGGAGGUUCUUUUGCCGUCUUUUGUGAGGCGACCUCUGCUGCAUGGCUCACAGCCAUGUGCUCCAAGGUCGGUGCAGUUUCCGUGCACUCGGGCGCUGCCUGUGCGAUGGCGCUUUGGGCCGCGUCGCGGCACUACCUGAACUUGUCGGGCUCCGAGCCCGGAGGGGACUUCUCCCACGACAAGCUCUUCAUCCUUGCGCAUUGCCUCGAGUUCUUUGCAGCAAUGGCUUUUCUUGCGCAGUCUGUGCGCUGCGUGGUUGGGGUCUCUGAAAGUCAGGGCCGCACGCUGGGUCCGCGCAGGAGUCCGUGGGAUGGCUUCGUGUACUUGAUCCUUGCAAUCCAGCAAGCUCUGCCGGCAUACUACUUCUUGACAGCCUUCGCACCUUCGCAAAGUCUCGUAGGUCAGGGCCGACCAUUUUGCGUUCUGAUAAUGGCAAACUUGCUUCAAUUGGCAUUCUUACUCUGUGCCCUGGCCUUCUAUCUGGCUGGCCUGCUGGGCACCGACUCGAGCGUGCAAGCAGAGGGAGAUGACGACAGCGCGCAGGGGCUGGUUCAGUCCCGCGGCAUCCCCGUGGCUCUGGAGGGCAAGGACCUGCUAUGUCGAGCACGCACUGGCAGCGGCAAGACGUUGUGCUAUGCCAUACCACUCGUCCAGCGUUUGCUUCAGGAGGUGGAAGCCAAAGGUGCUGCGACACCUCUGAGUGGCCUCAUCCUAGUUCCCACCAAGGAGCUGAUAGCGCAGGUUCACCGUGUGGUGACCUCUCUGCUCACCUUCUGCUUCGAUGUUCUAACAGUGGACAUCCUCUUGUCGGGUGAGAAGUACAGCAAAGCAGAGUUGCCUGUCAUGUUGGUGACAACGCCUUCCUCGCUGCUCGCCUUGGUGAAGCAGCGCCAGGCCCGCGGGGCGAUGAGAGCGCUGUCAGAGACACUGAAAGUCUUGAUCCUGGAUGAGGCCGACCUCAUGUUCUCUUAUGGCUAUGAGGAUGACGUCAAGGCUCUCUGUGCCUUGAUGCCGGCGAAGUAUCAGGCGAUGUUGGUCUCUGCCACAUUGUCUGAGGAGGUAGAGCAGCUGAAGGGCCUCAUGCUUCACAAGCCCGUCGUCCUCAAGCUCGAGGAGCCAAGGGUGACUGGAAAGUUGUCCCAAUUCUACUUCAUCUGCCACAAGACCGACAAAUAUCUGAUCAUCUACACGCUUCUGAAACUCCAGCUGAUACAGGGCAAGACGCUGAUUUUUGUGCAAAGCGUCGAGGCAGCUUACAGGCUGAAGAUUUUGCUGGAGCGCUUCAGCAUAAAUUCAGCCGUGCUGAACUCUGAGCUGCCACAUGCCAGCCGUCAAAACAUUAUCGACUCCUUCAACGAGGGGGCUGUUGAGCUCCUCAUUGCCACAGAUGAAGGCCUUGGAGGAAAUGAGGAAGAAGACAUGGCAGAAGAGGAGGUUGAUGAGGAGGAAGAGGAAGAAGAGGAGGAAGGUGAAGAAGAUGAAGAGGUGGAUGGCAAGGAGGACCUCAAGACACCCAAGAGUGACAAGGCCGCUGCCGAAGCUCCCACUGCUCGCAGGUCCGCACUGCGGAAUAAAGCGCCCCCAGCGCACGAGGCGGAGAGUGCAAAGGAUGCAAAGGGUGCGGAAGAGGGUGAGGAGGAAGCUGACGAGGAGGAUGAAGAGGUUGAUCCUGCAUCCUCAGCUCAGAGCUCAAAGCCGGCGAAGCAGUUGCGCUUCAACUUGCCACCGCAAAAGCGCGGGCGCAAGGCAAAGGACGAGCAAUACUCUCUCACUCGAGGCGUGGACUUGCAGGGAGUCAGUACGGUUCUGAACGCAGAUGUUCCAACAUCGGUGCGGGACUACGUGCACCGUGUGGGACGCUGCGCGCGCGGAGGGGCUAGCGGCACCGCGCUUACUAUCUGCACCCAUGAAGAGCAGCCGAUGCUAUCCAAAAUCAUCCAGGCCCAAAGCCGCACAGGUACUGGGCUGCAAGCCCUACCAAUGCAGAUCUCAGACGCAGAGCGUUUCCGCUACCGCGUAGAAGACAUGGCAAGAGGCCUCACAAAGAAGGCGAUCUCGAAGUAUCGGGCUCGUGAGCUGCAAAUGGAGGCUUUACAUUCUGAGAAGUUGAAAGCAUACUUUGAAGAACACCCAGAUGACAAAAGAGCCCUGCAGAGGAUGCAGCGAGCCCUUCGCGAGCGGAAGUCUGUGAGACAGCAUCUGAAAAGUAUCCCAUCCUACUUGGUGCCAGAAGCCUUUCAAAAAACUACGCCUGUUCAGAAGGCGGUUCGUGAAGCCAACGCAAGCGCAGGAAAGCCGACCAGCGCGGUGAGGCGGAAGCGCUUGAUGAAGGCAAAGCAGCAGGAUCCCUUGCGGAGCUUUGACGUUCCGGGCGUUGAGAAACGAAGGGAUCGCUUCACGCGAGACAGAAUGAUUGCAAAGGACAGGAGGAUGGACCCCACGACAACCAACGUCGAGGCAUUGCCUCCCCUGUCCCGGCACAAGCUUUGGAAGUUGCAGCACGGCAAGCGCCUUCGCAAGCCCACCGACGUCCUCGGUGAGCGGCGGCGCUUGACUCCUGGGGAGCGCAAGCGGCGGAAGAAGUUUGGAUGA